AUUCCAACAACAACUCUGCUUCAACAUCCGCGCAGCCAUGGCGGUCGUCACCGAGAAAGAAAAUGUCACGCCUAACACCAUGUUUCAAAAACACCGCGGGCGAGUCCACGGUGGUGCACCUCAAACGGCAGACCGGCUGUUCAGGCCGUUCAAAUGUCCUGGGGCGAACGUGCCAUCAAGAAUAUCAGACAAGCCCGCACGAAAGAGACGCAAGGUCGACUACACUGGCGGCGACAACAGCGCAGAAGAUGGAGAUAAGCCGUACAGCAACGAUGACCGACUCGCACUCGCCACUCGCGAUGUCAACAGAUUUCCAGUCUUCAAGCCGAAAGACUCGGACUCCGCUUUCCGGAUGCGCUUCGCGGUGCCACUGAUCAACAAGGACACUACCGCGUACAAUGCAUGCCGUCCGCCGCCACUCCUGGGCAUGAGAGAAGGCGUGGCUUUCGUCGCGAAACCACUGCACGAUCCGAGUGGCGAAUUUGCCAUUGUCUUGUAUGAUCCUACGGUGGACGGCAAAGAGGAGGCGAAAGCAUCGCAGGACGGAAAGAAGGAUGAGCCGGAGAAGCUGGAUGCACCCCUCAUGCACAAGAGUCUGGCGGAGAUACUUGGGAUCAAGAAGAAGGUCAACGUUGAGCAGCCCAAGGUUCCGGUCGUGAUUGAUCCUCGACUUGCAAAAGUGUUGCGACCCCAUCAGGUUGAAGGCGUCAAGUUCCUCUACAAAUGCACGACCGGAAUGAUCGACGAAAACGCUCAAGGGUGUAUCAUGGCGGACGAGAUGGGUCUGGGGAAGACACUGCAAUGCAUUACGCUCAUGUGGACGCUUCUAAAGCAAUCUCCGGAUGCUGGCAAAGGCACGAUUCAGAAGUGUGUCAUUGCCUGCCCCUCCAGUCUGGUGCGCAACUGGGCCAAUGAGCUGGUCAAGUGGCUCGGAAAAGACGCCGUCGUACCGUUUGCCAUUGACGGCAAGGCUUCGAAAGAAGAGCUCAUUCAACAAUUGCGUCAAUGGUCGAUCGCCAGUGGACGCGCGGUCAUGCGGCCGGUUUUAAUCGUCUCAUACGAGACCUUGCGCCUCUACGUGGACGAACUGAGUAGAACUCCGAUCGGACUCAUGUUGUGCGACGAGGGUCAUCGUCUGAAGAACGGCGAAAGCCAGACAUUCGAAGCGCUGAACAGCCUCAACGUGCGCAAGCGUGUCAUUCUCUCGGGCACACCGAUCCAAAACGAUCUCUCCGAGUACUUUGCAUUGCUCAAUUUCGCCAAUCCAAACUAUCUUGGCAGUCGCCAGGAAUUUCGCAAAAAGUACGAGAUUCCCAUCCUGCGUGGACGUGAUGCGGCUGGUUCGGACGCAGACCGGCAGAAGGGAGAUGAGAGGUUGGGCGAGCUGCUCACGCUCGUGAACAAGUUCAUUAUCCGCCGGACCAACGACAUCCUCUCGAAGUACCUGCCCGUGAAGUACGAGCACGUGGUCUUCUGCAACCUCGCACCGUUUCAACUCGACUUGUACAACUACUUCAUCAAGUCGCCGGAAAUUCAGAGUCUCUUGCGUGGCAAAGGGAGUCAGCCGUUGAAAGCCAUCGGACUGCUCAAGAAGCUGUGCAAUCAUCCGGACUUGCUCAAUCUACCAGACGAUCUCCCGGGCUGCGAAGCGCAUUUCCCAGCCGAUUACGUUCCGAAAGACGCUCGUGGACGUGACCGAGACGUCAAGCCUUGGUACUCGGGCAAGAUGCAAGUUCUGGACCGCAUGCUCGCUCGCAUCCGUCAAGAUACCAACGACAAAAUCGUCCUGAUUUCCAACUACACCCAAACCCUCGACGUCUUCGAGAAGCUGUGUCGCAAUCGCAACUACGGCGUGCUUCGCCUAGACGGUAGCAUGAAUGUCAACAAGCGCCAGAAACUCGUGGACAAAUUCAACGAUCCUGAAGGCCCCGAGUUCGUCUUCCUGCUCUCGUCCAAAGCCGGUGGUUGCGGUCUCAAUCUCAUCGGAGCGAAUCGUCUCGUCCUCUUCGACCCCGACUGGAACCCAGCAGCCGAUCAGCAGGCCCUGGCUCGUGUGUGGCGUGACGGGCAAAAGAAAGACUGCUUCGUCUACCGCUUCAUCGCAACAGGGACAAUCGAAGAGAAGAUCUUCCAACGCCAAUCUCACAAGCAGUCCCUCUCCUCCUGCGUCGUCGACUCUGCCGAGGACGUGGAGCGCCACUUCAGUCUCGACUCGUUGCGCGAGCUCUUCCAGUACCGUCCCGGCACCACGAGCGACACACACGACACGUUCAAGUGCAAGCGUUGUAAGGAUGGGAAGCAGGUUGUCAAAGCGCCGGCCAUGCUGUAUGGUGACACCAGCACGUGGAACCACUUCACGAACGACGAGGGUGAUCGCGGGCCUAUGGGCAGGAUUCAAGAUUUGUUGCUGCGGCAGGAGGCGAAUGAUACGGCUGUCAGUGCGGUGUUCCAGUACAUCAGUCACUGAGUGGGAGUGGCGAUGUCUGUGGUGGCUUUUGCUGGGACGGAUCAAUGUGUGCCUGUUGAGGCAUCCACCAUGAAGCGCAUGCCACUAUACGGAUCCAUGAGUGGUUGUAGCUGUGGAAGAACAUCUAUACAUACAACAGAUA
Molecule: messenger RNA, 2609 nt
Organism: Neohortaea acidophila
Lineage: Eukaryota; Fungi; Ascomycota; Dothideomycetes; Mycosphaerellales; Teratosphaeriaceae
Product: DNA repair protein, SNF2 family
Exons: 1
Coding region: 38-2467 (809 amino acids)
Biological process (GO): reciprocal meiotic recombination; double-strand break repair via synthesis-dependent strand annealing
Cellular component (GO): nucleus
Molecular function (GO): ATP binding; DNA translocase activity; ATP-dependent chromatin remodeler activity
Source: RefSeq, a predicted model, not a curated record